Molecule: messenger RNA, 531 nt
Organism: Bipolaris sorokiniana ND90Pr
Lineage: Eukaryota; Fungi; Ascomycota; Dothideomycetes; Pleosporales; Pleosporaceae
Exons: 4
Coding region: 1-531 (176 amino acids)
Source: RefSeq, a predicted model, not a curated record
AUGCCAUUGUUGCUGGCAACUACAGAUGAAUGUAAAGAGGAAGAUCGCUCUCAGCUUUGCGCUCGGACUAGGCUAGCUGCAACCAUAGCGGUUUACAAGUCGACUAGGCUACCUGCACUUGCCAGCGCCGACUUCAGUUACGAUACUGCCAAUAUCACAAUAUGGACUAGCAGUGAAGGAAAUGCAAUCAUCAUCGCCGCAUGCAUUCCAACUCUCCAGCCACUAAUUGAUCGAAUUUUCGGUCGCGGCAUAUUUGGCAGCACAAGAGGGGAGAGAGGACGAACCGGUUACGAAUCACAGGGCCAACAUGCCAUGAAGCUGAUCACAAUCGGAAGCAAAAUGUUUCGGUCAUCCAGAAGACACAUGAAGACGGAGAUCUUGGACACGACGAUAGGUCAGGAGAGCCAAGAAAGUAUUCUUAGCUUCAACCGUCGACAUGUUGAUCAUCAUAGUAAAAGGGAAGAAGACCUAGUCAUCACACAGACACAGGAGGUGUCAGUUCAAGAGGAAUCUAUGAGUAAUCAUUGGUAA